Messenger RNA from Mustela erminea (ermine), 4383 nucleotides. RefSeq lists its product as uncharacterized. Bases 885 to 2114 code for a protein of 409 amino acids. Gene Ontology annotation, molecular function: transmembrane signaling receptor activity. Gene Ontology annotation, biological process: immune response; inflammatory response; toll-like receptor signaling pathway. The transcript is spliced from 2 exons. The record is from RefSeq and is a predicted model, not a curated record. Gene Ontology annotation, cellular component: membrane. NCBI's taxonomy places the organism in Eukaryota, Metazoa, Chordata, Mammalia, Carnivora, Mustelidae.
GACACAGAUGGCUACUCCGGUGGGUUCUGAGUAGAACUGGGGAAGGAGCCAGUGACGGGGUGUGGGGGGGCUUUGGGAAACGGUGUUGCGGGGUGCAGCUCCCAGGCCGCUUGGCCUGAGAGGGCGGGGAGGUGACCUGAGCCUCCUGGGGCUGUUUGGGGAGGCCACCCAGCAACUGGGACCUUCUCUUGAAGGGUGCAGCGGGCCCCACGGGUCCAGAGGAUGCCCUCCCACCCCUGCCCCUGGCCAGACCUGUUCCAGUGACGCCAGCCCGGAGCCACAGAAGCACCGCCAGUCUUUCCCAUCCCGUCUUCCAGCUGGAGGGCCCGGCCCAGCAGCCGCAAGCCUGGUGGGUCUGGCAAAGUCGCGUCGUAGGCACCCAGCGUCGCUUUCAGACAGAUUCAAGAGCCCCGGAUCUCCAGGCCCCGGAGUUCCAGCCCAAAUCUGCUCUCGGAAGGGCUAUGCCUCUUGCCCCCGCCCACCCAUCCCCUUCCACAGGGGGGACUUCCCCAAUUUGCUUCCUGUUUUCGGUUUCCCACUACUUGGCUUCAUCGGAGACGCCUCUAGAAAGCAUUGGGUACAAACUUCCUUCUGUCUGGGGAGAGCGCUGAGGGAGGGUCCCGGGCUGUCUGCCAGGCCUCCCCGAGGACGAGGACGAAGAGGACGGUGCGGUGAGGAGCCAGCCGGCCCAGAGUCCGCACUCUUCAGGCGCCCGGGGCCCAGGACAGUGUCUGAGUCACAGCGCUUGACCGCCGUGGAGUAGGUGCCGGCUUCUCCUGGACAAGGGCCCGUCCUUACUACCCAUUUGCAGGGCGCCGUCCGAGGGCGGACCUUCUCCGGAGACCAGAGGCAGCUCCCCGGGGGUGGAUUCCCAGGUGGCGUCCAUGGAUCCUGGCCCUGGGGACGAGGGCGCGGCGCUGGCCAUCUCCCCUCUGCGGUCGGGUGAGAAGUUCCACCUGUUUGUGAGCUACAGCAGCGUGGACGCUGUGUGGACGCGCGGGCUCAUCGGCCGGCUGGAGGCCGACCUCCCGGGGCUGCGGGUCUGCCUGCACGAGCGGGACUUCACCCCGGGCCGGAAUGUCCUGGAGAACAUGGCCGAGUGCAUCCAGCAGAGCCAGAAAGUGCUGCUGGUGCUGAGCCAGGACUUCGUGCGGAGCCGGUGGUGCCUCCUGGAGGCCGACCUGUCUCUCUUCGGCUACUGCCUGGAGAGGAAGCCGGUCAUCCCCGUCCUGCUGCGGCCCUGCCAGGUCCCGCUGCACCUCAGCCACCUGACCUACCUGGAGGCCACGGACAGCCGCUUCUACCGCAAGCUGGGGCAGCUGCUGUGCAACGCCAGCCACCGCCUGGAGUGCGCCCUGCCCGCCCGGCGCCCGGCGCCCGCCCUCUACAGUGGGAAGGCCCUGCUGAGCCUAAGCUGCAUCAACAGGGACAGCCUGCCCUCGUGGAAGGUGGGGUCCUUCAGCACCCUCGUCAUCCCUGACCCCCUGAAGGAGGUGCUAGAGGACCCCGAGGUCUACAGGCACGCCCUGGGCAUCCUGAACGGCGUGCGGUCCCCCAGGUCCUGCCUCCGCUACGUGGGCUGCAGGGUCCCGCUGGGCGUCUUCCUGAUCAUCCUCUCCUUGACGGCGUUCGUUCUCCCCGUCGUUCUGGGGCUGCAGAGAAGCCCGCCGGCCGAGCGCUUCUACCUAGUGUCCGCCACGGGCUUUUUCUGCCCUCUGCUCAUCGUCCUGGGCGUGAACGCCCUGUGCUGGUUCCGGAGGUUCUCUCGGGAGAAGAUGCGGGAGCUGGCGCUCCGGGUGGGCGAGGCCAACGUGCUGCUGGCGCCCCACUCGCUGCUGAUGGGCUGCGACACCAUGAACAAGCUCUACUUCGUGUACGUGCUGCUGGAGGACUGCCGCCGGGUCUUCCUGCGGGCCCCCGACGGCGAGGCCCUGUUCCGAGAGGCCCUGCUGCGCUUCUCUUCCAGCUACACUUGCUGCGUGGCCCACGCGCACUUCCCCGCCUGGGAGGACGCCCAGGGGACUCCGGGCCACCUGGAGCUGGGCCUGUGCUUCUGCCAGUUCGUGUCUCUGCAGCUGAAGACACCCCAGGGUCUUGGGGUUAACCCCGUGUGAUGGCAGGAGGGGCUCCCGGGCCGUGGCUGUGGACGUGGCCUCCCCGAGGCCCAGGUGGCGCACACAGGACCUCACAUCUGGUCAGGACACUCGCCCUGCAGCCCUCACACUGGCCCAAGGGCCCCACGGGCUGCUCUGAAGGCACAGUGACCAUGUCAGCCCAGCUGGCCCGACCGUUUGGAAAGGGGCUCUUUGACGAGACUACCUGAGAGCAGGCUGGGGAGGCAGCAGGUCCUCUUAGGGUCUAGCCCGCUCCUCGGGAAGAGCUCGUGCCUGCUGCUGUCGACACGGCAGGUUACCGUCCUGGGGGGACCAGGGCCGACGCGCCGGCUCCCUGUGGCCCUCUCCCUGAGCAGCGUUUACAGACACCUGCCCCUCCUCCCAGGACACGUGGGGGCGCUGGCGGUGUGUGGGGACACCAGGGCGCCGACACACACACUCAUGCCUUUGCCCAUGCCGUCGACUCUGGGAGCUCGUGGGGGGCCCCCUGCAGCCCCACUGUGGCUGGGAAUGAGAAGGCCAGCGUGUGUCCUCAGCACGGACACCCGGUCAGACCCGCGUCUGCUCCUUCCCUGUCUCAGCCUGUCCGCAGCCUCGCUUUCCCAGAGGAGGGUGGCUGUAGCCAGGUGAUGCUUUCUCCAACCUUGUCCCCUCACCCAGAAGGCUGGCUUCCCGAGUGCAGACCCACCCUGGGGUUUCUGGUCAUCUGCAGACGCUCUCCCCAUGAGAACAGAGUGAGGUCUGCAGACAAGAACAUGAAACACGUGAGCUGGUUUUGGCUGUGGGGUCGGAGCAGGGGACGCUACGACCCGGCCCCCUCUGCUCUGUGCCCUGGGUGGGGUUGAGACCCUCGCACUCCAUGCCCAUGCCCAUGUAAGAAUCAGUUGGGCUCCACAGAGGUCCCUCGGCUCCAGCAGAGAGCUAGGGCCAGACUUUGGAAAUGGGGGGUAGCUGGGGCGCUGCCAGAGCCUCGGCUCAUCUGUCUCUAAAUGUGCAGGUGGCAGGGACUCUCCCGCUACAUUUGAAGUCAGUGCCAGGCCCAUGUCCCCAGCCCCUUGGUGCCCUUGGGCCCGUGGCCAGGUGCUGCUCUGGCAAGUAUUUGGCUUAGGCUGGUUUGCUGACUCGAAAUCUCGGGCCCCAGACCACAGCCACGGGGCAGCAAGUCCCUCAGUGACCCCCGAGCAGCCCUUCUGGUCAACCGUGUACCUGCCUGCAGAGACCUUCUCACGGGCCCCUUAGACAGGACCUCACCUCACUCCACCCCACGGAGCUUACCAAACCCUGCUCUUGUCGUUUGAGCUGACCCGUCUGGUCCUAGCUCAGGAGCCCCAGAGCACGCCACCCAGAGACCCUGGGAGCUGUGAUCCUGCCUCGUCUGCGUAGGCCAUGACCACACUGCCUUGACAUGGCCUCUCCGGGCAGGCGCGCACCACCCCCAGGACCCGCCAGCAGCAGACUUCUCUAUUUCAACUUCUCUCGUGGAAGUGCAGCAGAUCCCGUGGUCUGUUGCUAAACCAAAAGUCCCCACCCAGCAGCCUGGAUACACUUAACACGUGUUCGUGGAACAUGGAGGCUGGACUGUUCUCGUCUUUCCUGGGCCCAGGACAGCACAGGGAGGAGCCUGGCCAGAGGCAGCUGGCCGGGGGGCAGAGAAGGGAGGGGCUCUGGGCAAGAGGACAGUGUGAGGAAAGGCACAAGGUAGGACCCCAGGUCACAAGAGUAGCUGCCCAGGAGGGUCCCUCGAACCCAGGGCUCACUGGGUGAACUUUGGGUGCCAGAGAUUUCUUGGGGGCAGUGCUUGGCACCGGGAUCCACUCCAAGGGGUGCCAGCACCUGGUCUCUGAGAUGUCCAAAGCAGGGCACCUGGUCUGGGCCCCAGGCUGAGAAAGAGCCUCCCAGGAACAGUGGGGACCCUCCAGCCCCCACAGUAGUGGCAUGGGAUGAGGACCCAACAGCCCCAUCCAUACCCACUCUAAGCCAGGGCCAAACCCCCAGAGGGUACCCACGGCUCUCACAGGGUUAGGGUUAGGCUCUGUCUUGGGACGGUCCCUGGGGGCCUGCGAGCCAAGGCCUAGCUGCGGGCAGGGACGCCCCCGCUCCUCGGGCAAGCUGCGUGGUGAUGGCGAUCGCCCCACCCUACAGCGCUGUGCGGGCCAGAGACAGUAGACAGACAAAAAGAGAGGACAAAGAAGUCCUGUCCCUUCAAAGGCCAUGAUUUUUAAGGUCAUGAAAUAACACACUUGUGCACACAAUAAAGAGAAAAGGCCUA